UUAUCAUAAACUUUUUGAAGGCAAAGACUGAACAUGUAUCUCCGUAUUAUACUUAUUCUUUGUGCCGUUGUGUCCGGCGUUAGCCGUAUUUCAGAGCCAGAUCUGAACGCUGUUAACUUUGCCGACAACAUAGCAGGACGAAAGCUGAACAAAAGCCUGAUAAGUGAAAUGGAAGUUGAUUCGGAAACUUCUUGUCAGUUUGAGUGUGUGGAGGAAGAGCGAUGUCAGUCUUACAACUUUAGAACCAUAAAGGGCGACUCAGGGAAAUUCAAGUGUCAACUGAGCGACUCUGAUCGAUUUUUUGGAUUUGCCAACUUUACUGAAGACAAAGAUUUUAUUUAUAGAGGACUAAUGAGCGCUUGCGAGGAGGACAGGUUUCAAUGUGGCAAAAAUGGAAUCUGCAUUCCCAAUUAUGUAGAUGGAAGCGCACGAUGCAAAUGUGACGAUGGCUAUACUGGAAAACCUUGCAAGGGGAAGAGCUGCUCUCAAUUGUUUCAAGAUGGUUUUAAUGUCAGUGGCCUGUACACCAUCAAUCCAGAUGGCGGCAAACCGAUACAAGUGUUAUGUGAUAUGACCACGGAUGGCGGAGGUUGGACCGUAUUUCAAAGACGUUUAGACGGCUCUGUUGACUUUUAUCUUGGAUGGGAAUCCUACAAAAAUGGGUUUGGAAAUCUAAACGGUGAGUUCUGGCUUGGAAACGACAAUCUUCACCUUUUAACAGCAGUUGAUAACGUGAUGAUGAGAGUUGACCUGGAAGACUUUGACGGCAACAUCACCUACGCUGAGUACAAGACUUUUAAGGUGGCAGGCGAAGCUGAUAAGUAUCAGCUUUUGAUUGGCGGAUACAACGGCACGGCUGGUGACUCUAUGACAGGACGACACAACCAUAUGAAUUUUUCUACGAAAGAUCAAGACAAUGACAUAUAUAGUCACCACUGCGCCCAACUGUACAAAGGAGCCUGGUGGUACGACAGAUGCCAUAGGUCCAAUUUAAACGGAUUAUAUCUCAAUGGUCGACAAACCACUUAUGCUAACGGAGUCAACUGGUACGCUUUCAGGGGCUAUUAUUACUCUCUAAGACGCACUGAGAUGAAAGUUAAAACCAAGGGAUAGGAUGGUUUCUAUCGCGGGAUAACAAAUGCAUGGUAUCAUGCAUGA
Messenger RNA from Pocillopora verrucosa, 1158 nucleotides. NCBI's taxonomy places the organism in Eukaryota, Metazoa, Cnidaria, Anthozoa, Scleractinia, Pocilloporidae. The record is from RefSeq and is a predicted model, not a curated record.